AGUAGUUGCAGUGGCUUCUUCAGUGAUGGGUCUAGUGACAAAGGUUACAAGGUUCGGAUAUUGGGAAGAGGGAGGUAACGUUGCCGCUGUGGUUAUGGUGAACAUUAUUGUGAAAGCAAUUUGCGAAUACAGCCAAUCUCUGAUCCACAAUGUAAAGGAGGAAGGGAGGAAUAUGCAUUUGAAGGUUGUUAGAGGUGGUAGACACGUUGAGGUUUCAAUAUGUGAUAUUGUUGUUGGCGAUGUUAUUCCCCUUAACAUUGGUGACCAGGUCCCUGCUUAUGGUAUUUUAAUCACUGCGCAACCCCUCUCCAUAGAUACCUCACGUGUGAAUGGAGACAGCAACAUUGUAAGCCUUCAUGCUUCUUCUGGAGCCUCUCGUUUAAAGCCUGGCUCGAAAAUAGCGGAUGGGAGUGGUACCAUGCUGGUAACGAGUGUUGGAAUAUGUACUAAAUCGGAACUUUCACAAGAGAUCGGUAACAAAAGAACAUUCAAGGAGGUCUUGAAAGCGGUUGCUACUUCCAUUGGUAAUGUUGGACUUGCAGUAGCUUUUAUUGCCAUGAUGUUCCUUUUGCUCAGGUGGUUUACUGGCCAUAAUUUAGAUGGAAGUCCCAAGUUCAUCGGGGUCAAGACUAAACCUCGAGACGUCAUAGAAGAAGUCAAUCAAAUUAUAAUCGCUGCUUGUACUAUUGCAGUGGCUGCCGUACCUCAAGGGCUUCCCUUAGCUGUUACCUUAAUCAUUGUCAGCGCAACAAAAAGAAUGGUGGCAGAUAACGCCUUUGUACGGAGGCCAAUUGCUUUUGGAAACAUGGCCUUUGCUAAAAAUCUCCUAUGUGACAAGACUGGAUUGACUUUGAACGAGAUGUCUGUGGUUCAGGCUUAUGCCGGUGGGAAGAAAAUCGAUCCUUCUGACAAUAAUACGCCGUACUUGUCUCUGAAGCUAUCAUCUUUACUUACUGAAGGAAUUGCGCAGAACACAUAUGUGCCUGAGAGUGGUGGUGUUGAUGUUUCUGGAUCAGCCAUUGAAAAGGCAAUUCUGCGUUGGGGAAUCAAGCUUGGAAUGAAUUUUGAAGACAUCAGAUCUCAGUCUUCAGUUCUUAAUGUGGUCCCUUUCAAUUCAGAGAAAAAAAGAGGCGCCGUUGCACUUCGAUUGCCCGACUCUCAAGUUCGUGUACACUGGAAAGGAGUUCCUGAAAUACUCUUGUGUUCAUGUACAAAGUAUAUUGAUGCUAAUGAUCAUUUGGUAGCAAUGAAUGAUGAUAAGCUAAUGUUUUUUAAGAAAGCUAUUGACGAAAUGGCUGCUGGAGGUUUGGAUUGUCUUGCUAUUGCAUAUAGAUCAUAUGAAUUUCAAAACGUUCCAACAGAUCCUGAACUACUAGCUCAGUGGGAAUUACCUGAGGAUGACCUUGUUUUACUAGCUAUCGUCGGAAUAGGGGAUCUUUCUCAACCAGGGGUCAAGGAGAAGGUGCAACUAUGCCAGAGGGGUGGCGUUAAGGUACGCAUGGUUACUCGUGACAAUCUUCCAACUGCGAAAGCAACUGCUUUGGAAUGUGGCAUAUUUGAUUCUGAUGCAGAUGCUAAUAUGCCAAAUCAUCUCUUUGACGGAAGAGUGUUUCGUGAACUGACUGAUGGGCAAAGACAAGAAUGUGCUCAGAAGAUUAAGGUCAUGGCAUGGUGUUCCCCCGAUGUCAAGAUUUUGUUUGUGCAAGCACUGAAGAAAAUCAGAGAGAUGGUUGCCGUCACUGGAAAUGUCACCGACGAUGCUCAUGCACUACAUCAGGCCGACAUUGGUUUUGCUAUGGGUAUCCGAGGGACUGAAGUUGCUAAAGAGAGUUCGGAUAUAAUUAUCUUGGAUGAUAAUUUUGCUACGUGUGUAAAGGCUUUUAAAUGGGGGCGAUCUGUACAUCCAAUUAUCAUCAAGUUUAUGCAGUUGCAGCUUACAGUCAAUGUUGUAGCACUAACUACCAAUUUCAUGGCUGCAGUUUUCUAUGGUCACGUCCCAUUAAAUGCUGUUCAGCUUCUCUGGGUGAACCUACUCAUAGUAGCUCUUGUACCACUAUCAGCGGUUACUAAACCUCCAGCAGAUGAACUGACGUCGGGACUCCUUAUCGAACCUGGACAACCUGUUAAAAGAUAUGUAAAGUGGAAGAAACUGCUUUUUCAGGGCGUGUACCAAAUUGUUGCCAUUCUUAUCAUCAAUUUUCAAGGACGGAGUUUACUGAAAAGUUAUAACCGCAGUCAUGCCAUCAAAGUGAAGAACACAAUGAUAUUUAAUACAUUUGUUGUUUGUCAAAUUAUACAUCAAUUGGGAGCUCGAAAGAAGGGUAUGCUAUCGAAGCCUAAGAAGUGGAUUACUUCAAACUAUCUCUUUAUGGGAAUAGUGGGAACAAUCCUCAUAAGUCAGGUUAUUAGAAAUAUUUAG
This is a messenger RNA of Prunus dulcis (almond), 2419 nucleotides long. RefSeq names its product calcium-transporting ATPase 8, plasma membrane-type-like. Gene Ontology annotation, biological process: calcium ion transmembrane transport. NCBI's taxonomy places the organism in Eukaryota, Viridiplantae, Streptophyta, Magnoliopsida, Rosales, Rosaceae. The coding region runs from base 26 to 2419 and encodes 797 amino acids. Gene Ontology annotation, cellular component: intracellular membrane-bounded organelle; membrane. The transcript is spliced from 25 exons. Gene Ontology annotation, molecular function: ATP binding; P-type calcium transporter activity; ATP hydrolysis activity. The record is from RefSeq and is a predicted model, not a curated record.